GGCGACGGGGAAGAAAUCGAGCAGAUAACCUUCUGGUUUUGGCCAUGGUGUCGGAGCAGUCCAACUGAAAUUCUGCAAGCCAACGACUAUCUUUCAAGAGUAAGUUGCGGCGGCAAUGGUCAGAGUGAUCCGUUGGUAAUUCCGAGAAUUCAGCAUGAAGGAAGUGUGUUUGCAGUACAAUGUUCCGCUCCCGCUCCUUCCCACCACAAAAAUUCGAAUCCACCAGAGAAAAGCUCUUAAAGCCGCGGGAAGGAGGAAUUUGGGAAGAGCUGUAAAUUGCUGUUCUACGACGAGUGAGAAAAGGUCAGCUGCUUCUCUUAUCGAACCUCGUGGAUAUUACAUGAAAAGCGAAAUUGAUGAGGACUACGAGGAUGCAGACACGUCUUCGACAUUGCUUUCGUUGAGUAUGAAGCCCGAUCGGAACAUGUCUCUGUUGGACGAUUACGAGAUGGAAGAAAUGGAUUUUGAGGCGGAUAACCCAAACCACCGGAGUGGGUAUGUGGCGGUGGUUGGGAAGCCCAAUGUGGGGAAGAGUACUCUGUCCAAUCAAAUGCUUGGCCAAAAGCUUUCUAUCGUCACUGAUAAGCCUCAGACCACUAGGCAUCGAAUCCUUGGAAUUUGCUCUGGUCCUGUUUAUCAGAUGAUACUGUAUGACACACCAGGUGUUAUUGAGAAGAAAAUGCACAAACUGGACUCUAUGAUGAUGAAGAAUGUUCGCAGUGCUGCCAUCAAUGCAGAUUGUGUGAUUGUUGUUGUUGAUGCCACUAAGAUACCUCAAACGAUUGAGGAAGUAUUGGAAGGGGUUGGAGAGUUCAAAGGCAAAUUACCCACCUUGCUGGUGUUAAACAAGAAGGACCUCAUCAAACCUGGUGAAAUCGCCAAGAAAAUUGAGUGGUAUGAGAAAUGUACAGAUGCUGAUGAGGUUAUACCUGUAAGUGCCAAGUAUGGCGAUGGCGUAGAAGAUGUCAAGGAAUGGAUUCUGUCAAAACUUCCUUAUGGGCCAGCUUAUUAUCCUAAGGAUAUUGCAAGUGAGCAUCCUGAAAGGUUUUUUGUAGCUGAAAUUAUCAGAGAAAAAAUCUUUAUGCAAUACCGAAAUGAAGUUCCCUAUGCUUGCCAGGUUAAUGUGGUUGCUUAUAAAAGUAGACCAAAUGCAAAAGAUUUUAUCCAAGUUGAGAUUGUUGUGGAGAAGAAUUCACAGAAGAUCAUCCUCAUUGGAAAGGAAGGGAAAGCAUUAAAGCUACUAGCAACAGCAGCUCGACUGGAUAUAGAAGAUUUCUUGCAGAAGAAAGUCUUCCUCGAGAUUGAAGUAAAAGUGAAAGAGAACUGGCGACAGAACGAGGGGCUCCUCAAGUUCUACGGCUACGGUGGCCAAAUUCAAGCUUCCUGACAUUAACCGUAUUUCAUCCCAUGGCACCAAAUGGCUGCACAUUUUGGCAACAACGACUGAUGCUGCCUGUUCAGACACCCUAAUGUCACCGUCUUUUGCAGUCCAGUCGGCUGUGUGCCGGCGACAGCCAUCGUUGUGAUGUUGUAUAAGUUGAACAAAUGAAAUUUGUGGAUGAAAAAGAAAAAAGAAGCCCUUGAUGGUGCUCUACUUUUA
Molecule: messenger RNA, 1600 nt
Organism: Andrographis paniculata
Lineage: Eukaryota; Viridiplantae; Streptophyta; Magnoliopsida; Lamiales; Acanthaceae
Product: GTPase ERA-like, chloroplastic
Exons: 8
Coding region: 155-1387 (410 amino acids)
Biological process (GO): ribosomal small subunit assembly
Molecular function (GO): ribosomal small subunit binding; rRNA binding; GTP binding
Source: RefSeq, a predicted model, not a curated record